CUUCCCCUCAGCAUUCUGUCCCCGUGCCUGACCAUGGCAAUAUCUCCUCUACUGCGCUGCUUGCUGUGGAUGUCUGUAUAUGCCGCUGCCUCAGCUCAAACUCCAUCGUUCCUAAUUACUGCUCCUCGUCUUCUGCACCUGGGUUUGGGAGAAGAUGUAUGGGUGCAGAUGGAGUGGCCAGACACCACCGUGGCUCCCAAUGAAGUCAAAGCGGAAAUGUUCUUGCGGAACCAGAAUAACGAUAAGGAAUGCUCUAAGCGGCACACUGCCACGCUGAGCAAAGGAAACGGCUAUAUCAUAAAGCAGACGAUAGAGCUCAGCCCUAAGAUGGCCUCCGCCUGCAUGCUGGAUAAAAGGAGAACUCAGCAAUACGUUCAGCUGGUUGUUAGCAGUUUAGUCUUUGGCUCACAACAGAAAGUGGUCUCCAUUCCUGUUUCAUACAAGAGAGGCUACAUCUUUAUACAGACGGACAAAAGCAUAUACACCCCCAAAGAAGCCGUUAAUAUCAGGGUGUUCACGCUGGAUCACAUGAUGAGACCCACGGGGGACCAAAUAAUUUGCACAGUGUCUAACCCAGAAGGCUUACAAGUGAUGAAGAUACAACGAGUUCCUGAGAAUGCCGUCGUGAACUACAGACUUCCAAUUCCGGAUAUCUCAACCGCUGGGGUGUGGACAAUAUCAGCGUAUUUCCUCACUGCUCCAGAGUCAAACUUCACAUCAGAAUUUGAAGUGAGAAAAUAUGUUCUCCCGAAUUUUGAGGUAAAGAUAGUUCCGGAACAUCCCUAUUUCCUGAUUAAUAAUAAGGAAUUUAGAGUGAAAGUAGAAGCCAGAUAUGUGUAUGGAGAGCCUAUCGAUGGCGUGGCCUACAUCCGCCUGGGAAUAAUAAAUCAGAAAGGGGAGAAGACUAUUCUACAAGGCUUGGAGCAGCACGUGAAGUUGGUGGAUGGAGAGGGCACCGUCCAGAUCCAUAAAGAUGGUAUUGUGAAGAAGAUUAACCAACCAGAAGAAAAUUUAUUGGAGUCCACCUUGUACAUUGCAGUCAGCGUGAUGGAGAAGGCCUCUGGAACUCUGGAAGAGACAGAACUUACCUCCGUGAAGUUUGUCACUUCCCCCUAUAAAUUGGAUUUAUCCAAAACAAAGAAAUAUUUUAUCCCCGGAUUUGCAGCACUGAUUGUGGCAGAGGUCACGUAUACCGGUGGCUCCCCGGCAAUAGGUGUUAAGGUCAAAUUCUCUAAAUCUAAAGUUGAUCUGGACUCCUUGCAGACCGAUGAGGAUGGACUAGUGACAUAUGCGAUCAACACGGAAGCGCAGACAAAGUCCUUGGACGUUACGAUCACAGCGGGUGGAGCAGAAGGGCGGCAGGAGGAAACAAUAAAUCUUAUUCCCUAUACCUCUAAAACGAACAGUUUCCUCCAUUUGGAAAUAGUCAGCAAAGUGCUGAGCCCUGGAGAAAAUCUCAAGGUGACAAUGAAGGUGCAUACGCCCAACCCUGAAAGUGUCAAGAAAGUAUAUUACAUGGUGCUCAGCAAAGGGCAGACCCUAGAUUUGAAGUCCAUUUCCAGAAGUGAUCUCAUGGUGACGACAAUCCCUGUCACUGCCAAAAUGGUUCCCUCCUUCCGAAUUAUCGCCUACUAUUACCUGAACUCCGAGAUUGUGGCCAACUCAGUUUGGGCGGACGUCACUGAUGUCUGUGAAGGCAAGCUGCUAAUUACAACAGAUGUAGCCGGCAGAAUAGAACCGGGGAAAAGCUUCCAUCUGACAUUGGAAACUGACGAUAGCAUGUCCGUGGCAUUGUCUGCCGUGGACACAGCUGUCUAUCUCCUGAAUUCCAAGAACAAGCUGACUCCUAGCAAGGUAUUUAAGGCUAUGAAUGCGUAUGACUUGGGCUGCUCUGCCGGAGGAGGGAAGGAUUAUAAAUCGGUCUUCACAGAUGCCGGUUUAGCAUUUGUUUCCUCCGCAGGAUAUAGUGACUUCAAUGAACUUGGCUGCAAAAUUUCACAAAGGAAGAAGCGCUCGAUAGAUUUCCUGUCCCUCGCAAAGAACAAAGUGAAUCUGUUCUCCUCUCCGAAUCAGAAAAAGUGCUGCAUGCAAGGAAUGACGCUUUUGCCCCCGCUGAUGGAACGGGAUUGUGAGAAGCGAGCUAAGCGCAUCCCGAAUGAUCAGUGCCGUAAACCCUUCCUUGACUGCUGCAAAUAUGCUGAGGACUUGCGCAAGAAGAUCGAAGCCGAGAAGCGCAGGAAACACACCAUUGGGAGAACCCAGAAAAAUGAGGAAGAUGAUGAUUUCGUCGAUGAUAGUGAUGUCCAGAGUCGCUCAUCUUUCCCAGAAAGCUGGCUAUGGAAGACCGUCAGUGUGACCAAAAAGCUCAGCACCGUUGUGUACGUUCCAGACUCUAUCACUACGUGGGAGAUACAAGGAAUAGGAGUGUCCCAGGGGAAAGGAUUCUGCGUGGCUAAUCCGGUGAGAGUCAGCGUCUUCAAGGACUUCCAUAUUCACCUCCGGCUCCCGUAUUCCGUGAAGAGAUUUGAGCAGGUGGAGCUCAGACCGGUCUUGUACAAUUACUAUGAUCGGGAUCUGGAGGUAAAAUUGUUCAUGGAGAAGACAGAAGACAUCUGCAGCCCUAUUACAGCUGAUAAUAACCCUGUAGAGCAGACUGUAACCGUAGCUGCAAAAUCGGCUUUGUCUGUCCCAUUCGCUAUUGUCCCCAUUGGAAGGUCGAACCCAAUUGUGACACUGAAGGCUCUGGGACCCUUUGCAGUAACUGAUGCCGUGAAGAAAACACUUCGUAUAGAGAGGGAAGGCGUUGCAGUUGUUAAGGAGAAAACCCACUUUUUUAAUCUUAAAGAGAAAUCCUGGAGUGAAUUUGCAGUUGAUGAUGAUCUGCCUUCUAAUAUGAUCCCGGAUGGUGAUUUCCGGACUAGUGUGAAGAUGACGGUGGACAACCCAUUCAGCACAAUAAACAACAGUCUGACUGCUGAUGGAGUAAGCCGGCUGAUCCGGGUUCCAUACGGCUGCGCAGAGCAAACUAUGAUUUCCACAGCCCCGGGGGUGUACGCCCUGCGCUACCUGGACCACACUGAGAAGUGGACAUUGCUGCCUCCUGAUCGCAAAGACCAGGCAAAGGAAAACAUGAGGAACGGCUACCUACGGAUACUACAGUACAGGAAGCCCGAGGGAUCGUAUGGUGCAUGGAUCUAUAGGCCAAGCAGUACAUGGCUGACUGCUUUUGUGGUGAAAGUGAUGUCCCUGUGCCGUACAUACAUUGAUGUGAACGUGGAAGAGAUUCGCAACUCGGCCAACUACCUCACCAAUCAGCAGAACAGCAGCGGAGCCUUCCAGGAGAGCACUCCAGUCAUUCACCAGGAUAUGAUGGGCGGAAUGAGUGGGAAGAAUGCAGAGGUGUCUCUUACGGCCUACGUGCUUGUGGCUCUCCACCAUGCUAAAGACGCCCUCUCUGAAGAUGACACCAAAGUGAAGAGCAGCAUAAGUAAAGCCAUUGACUACCUGCGCACUAUGCAGAACUCCAUCUCAGACACCUAUACCCUGACUGUCACAGCCUACGCCCUAACUCUCACUUCCAGCGACUCCAUUUUGAAGGACAAUGUAUAUACAAAACUUAUGUCUGCCGUCCAAGUAGAACCCGGAAAAAAUGAGAUGUACGUAGGCCCCAAAGGCACAGCGCUUGCCAUUGAGACCACAGCGUAUGCGCUACUGACCACUCUGCUCAGAAACGACAUGACCAGUGCCCACAAACUGUACGCCUGGCUAUCGGAGCAGCAGAACUACGGCGGAGGCUUCAAAUCUACUCAGGACACAGUAAUGGCGCUGGAAGCUCUCUCUGAAUAUUGGAUUCACACCUUCAACAAUGAAAAGAAUGAGAUGUUUGUGGAAGUAAACUCUCUGGAAAAAUCUGGGAAGCAGACGUUUACCCUGAGGAGUGAGGAGAGCGUCCAGGAGGAGCUGAAAUCUAUGGGGACUAAAUUUAAGGUGAAAGUUUCCGGCAAAGGAACUGGCACUGUAACGGUGCUGAAGAUGUAUAACAUCAUGCAGGCAGAGACGUCAACUUGUUCGCAGCUUGGGUUGGAGGUCAAAGUGCAUGGAGACAACACUAAUACUGCUGAGACUGACUACAGCUACGACUAUGAUUAUGAGGAGGGAGAAAAGUCGGACGAGCCCAGAGACAACAUGUACUGGCAUGACCAGCGGACGAGAGUACGGAGAGAGAUCUCCCAGCCUAAAGCCAAGGAUGUGAGAGUUGUGUAUGAAGUAUGUCUCUGGAAAAAGCAGCCUGGUGCCUCUGGGAUGGCUAUUGUAGAUGUAACCCUGCUGAGCGGAUUUGAAGCCAGCACACAGGACCUGAACAAGCUGAAGGACGGCUUGGAGAUGUACAUCAGUCACUAUGAGAUCCAGGCUGGAAGACUCCUCUUGUAUUUUGAUAAGGUUUCCAAUGAUCGGAAUUGUGUGACAUUUGAAGCUAUUCAGACAGUGAAGAUCUCCCCUCUGCAGCCGGCAUCUGCAGUCUUGUACGACUUCUAUGAGCCCGAGAAUCAAUGCAGAGUGUUCUACGGAGCUCCGUCUACAGCAGCCUUCAUCACCACUCUAUGCUCAGGGGACGUCUGUCAGUGUGCAGAAGGUCCGUGCCCCAUGGCAAAGCAUACUCUGAAACUACAAGAUCCGAAUCGCCAAGAAUUUGCCUGCUACAGCCCCAGAGUGACAUACGGGCUCCGCGUGAACGUGGUAGAAGUGACUCAAGAAGGUUCAUUCACCGUCUAUAAAGCUGUAAUUGUGGAAGUUCUGCAGAAAAAUGCGGAUGAGAACAUUGCUGAAGACGACAUCCGGUACUUCUACCAACGCGCCGCAUGCAGAAUGCGCCUUGUGACAAAGGAGUAUCUGAUAAUGGGGCAGGACGGACACACCAAGGACGAGAAGGGACGGAUGAGAUAUUUCCUGGAAAGCAAUUCGUGGAUCGAGGAAUUAGCCAGCUCCGACGUCUGCAAGGCCACUCGUCACCGCAACAAGUGCACCGCCGUCAAUGAGUUCAUGGACAACUAUCGCAACAAUGGCUGCAUGGUGUAACUAAUUGUCAUUUAAUCUCGCAACAAUUACAGCUAACAUUUGCCUUUAUAUUCUUCCAAUGCUCCGCUUUUCUCUGCAAUAAACCAAUAAACGUGUUUUAUAAUCA
Messenger RNA from Pseudophryne corroboree (corroboree frog), 5182 nucleotides. Its product is annotated as complement C4-like. The record is from RefSeq and is a predicted model, not a curated record. Gene Ontology annotation, molecular function: endopeptidase inhibitor activity; protein binding. The transcript is spliced from 41 exons. Bases 34 to 5076 code for a protein of 1680 amino acids. Gene Ontology annotation, biological process: complement activation. Gene Ontology annotation, cellular component: extracellular region. NCBI's taxonomy places the organism in Eukaryota, Metazoa, Chordata, Amphibia, Anura, Myobatrachidae.